AUGACAAUUGUUGGUUUGUUUUCGACGUUUAAAGAUUUUCGUAAAGUGCUGGGCGAAAUCCCAAAAGUAAUGUAUGCAAAUAAAUAUAACGAGAAGCCACGGGACAUAACAAAGUUCGCACCUGGAUGCGAAGGUACUACUGAAUUUUGCGAUCUCAACGCAUUUAUUAAGCGUUCUAGGCAGCUCUUCUUCGACGAUGUUGAUUAUCAAUGCACUACAAAUGUUACUAAUUUGAAUUUACGUAAGUUUUUCGAAUUUCUUUUUCUGCGAAAUCACUGGAUGGAGCAUGAAGAGUGGCUAUGA
Messenger RNA from Gongylonema pulchrum, 303 nucleotides. Lineage: Eukaryota; Metazoa; Nematoda; Chromadorea; Rhabditida; Gongylonematidae. The record is from the annotation of a GenBank genome assembly.